Messenger RNA from Populus trichocarpa (black cottonwood), 1143 nucleotides. RefSeq lists its product as uncharacterized. NCBI's taxonomy places the organism in Eukaryota, Viridiplantae, Streptophyta, Magnoliopsida, Malpighiales, Salicaceae. The record is from RefSeq and is a predicted model, not a curated record. Bases 129 to 788 code for a protein of 219 amino acids. The transcript is spliced from 7 exons.
CAUCCAUCGCAAGGUGGGCUCGUGCUUUAGGAUAGAAACUAGAAACGCCUCCAAAUUGCGCAGGCAGGCAGGCAAGAGGCAACAACACAAACAAACAACACGAGACACAGAGCUUGAGUUUGUAAAACAUGGCUUCAGUGGCACCACCAAAAGCCUAUCCUGGCUGUCUCUGUAAGGCUCGCAGCAUCGAACACCACAAUGGGUUCACUCGUCCUCGUAUCCUCUUUUGUCAGCAGCAGGAUAACGACAACAAACCCCAGCAUCAAGUUGCUCGAAGGGAAAUAGUACUAAGGAGCAGUGAAUUAGCAGUAGCUGGUGCCAUUCUCAAUCUCGGUGGGAAAAAGCCUGAUUACCUGGGGGUGCAAAAGAACCAACCAUCAUUAUCUCUGUGCCCAGCUACAAAGAAUUGUAUCUCAACAUCGGAGAAUAUCACUGAUCUUACCCACUAUGCCCCUCCAUGGAACUACAAUGGUGGUAGAAAAAAGCCAGUCAGCAAGGAACAGGCAAUGGAAGAGCUUCUUGAUGUGGUAAGAUCAACGAAACCGGAGAAAUUUACACCAAAGAUUGUAGAGAGGGAUGAUGAUUAUGUGCACGUGGAAUACCAGAGUCCUAUUUUAGGGCUAGUAGAUGAUGUUGAGUUUUGGUUCCGGCCAGGCAAUAACACGAUUGUGGAGUAUCGGUCUGCAUCACGCUUGGGAAACUUUGAUUUUGAUUACAACAGAAAGAGAAUCAAGAUAUUGAGACUAGAGCUGGAGAAGAAAGGCUGGGCAUCUGCAGAGAGUUUCUGAAGGCCCCCUGCCUGAUAGCUGCGCUGUUAAUUUAGAACAUCAACAGCAUUCAUUGAUGUUGAAAAAAAUAUAAAAGAAUAAGAUUGUACUAGGAAAAUUUUACAUCUACCCAGUUGUACCCCAUGAUGAUUUGUUUCCCGGUGAUCAAAUGAUCCACGGACAGAAGUCAAAACUGAGUAGAUACUCUCUAGUGGGUACAGUUGUAAUAAUCUCCAUGUGUUUACAUCAGGAGUCCCUUACUCUUGAUGAAAAGGGACUAGGGAAGCUAGAACCCUGAACCCAAUUCCUACAGUGAUGGGAAUAAGUGCAAUUAAAAUUCCAAUAGCAUUGCACAUUUGUGCCUUGACGAGACCAA